Messenger RNA from Closterium sp. Yama58-4, 5283 nucleotides. Lineage: Eukaryota; Viridiplantae; Streptophyta; Zygnematophyceae; Desmidiales; Closteriaceae. The record is from the annotation of a GenBank genome assembly.
AUGGCGCUGACAGCAGCAGAUGCCGGACCCAUCUACAACCUGUUAGAAGCAGCUCUUAACGAGGCUACACGGAAAGAGGCGGAACAGGCUCUUAACGCGUACGAGACCCGCGUGGGGUUCUGCUCAUGUCUCCUGGAGAUCAUAUCGCGCAAGGAGCUGGAUCAGAAGGGCGGAGCCAGGUGGCUUGCAGCUGUGUAUUUCAAGAACAGCAUCAACCGAUACUGGCGGGCGAGACGAGAGACCCAGGGCAUAUCAGACGAGGAGAAGCCGGUGCUGAGAGCGAGACUGCUGGAUUUAGUUGCAGAUGAGAACAGCCAGGUGGCCGUGCAGCUGGCGGUGCUGAUUGCUAAGAUCGCUCUAGCGUGUGAGAACAGCCAGGUGGCCGUGCAGCUGGCGGUGCUGAUUGCUAAGAUCGCUCUAGCGUGUGAGAACAGCCAGGUGGCCGUGCAGCUGGCGGUGCUGAUUGCUAAGAUCGCUGUAGCGUGUGAGAACAGCCAGGUGGCCGUGCAGCUGGCGGUGCUGAUUGCUAAGAUCGCUGUAGCGUGUGAGAACAGCCAGGUGGCCGUGCAGCUGGCGGUGCUGAUUGCUAAGAUCGCUCUAGCGUGUGAGAACAGCCAGGUGGCCGUGCAGCUGGCGGUGCUGAUUGCUAAGAUCGCUCGUAUUGACUACCCCAGGGAAUGGUCCGAGCUAUUCCCCACGCUCCUGCAGAAGCUUCAGACACAGGACCCUCUGCUCACACAGCGUACCUAUCUCGUGCUAAACCACGUCCUUAAGGAACUCUCAACUAAGCGCCUGAGUGUGGACCAACGCACCUUUUCCCAGGUGACCAGCCAGCUGUUUGAGCCCACCUGGGCGCACUGGGUGAGAGACACAGGGUCUCUGUUUCAAGGACUAAACGCCCUUGAGGCAGGAGGGUCAGACCCAGCAGCAGCAGCAGCAGGAGCAGGGGCAGCAGGAGGGGCGCUGAUGCUGUUGUGUGAGCGGUGGCUGCUGUGUGUGAAGACUCUCCGUCGCAUGCUCGUGUUUGGUUUCCCUUCUGACUUCAAAUCCGUUCAGGAGGUUCCGGUACUGGAACAAGUGGUGCCCGCAUUUCUUGAAGCAGCGCAAUCGCUUCUCAACUUCCGCAAUAUCUCGCAGCAGCUCCCAGCCCUGCAACCGCUGCACACCUUCCUCGCCCGCGCCUCAGUCAAGCUCCUCAAAACGCUCGUCGCCUCCCACGAGCUGCACCCGUUCUCCUUCGCCUCCAAAAACGUCCUCCUGCCCACCCUCGACUUCUGUUACACCCAAAUCACCACCACCGACCCCACCUCCUCCUCCCCCUCGCUCUCCUCCCCUGCUGCCGCUACCACCAGUCUACAAACCCCCGCUUCUGCCGCCGCAGCUGCUGCCACUGCCGCUGCUACUGACGCGUCCGCCUCUUCUUCAGCUGCCAGCCACGGCCUGUUUCUGAUAGAGUGUAUGCUGUUUCUGCAGAGCGUGCUGCGCUGCGUGGCAUACAAGCAGAACCCCACAGGGCACGUGGUGGGGGCAGCAGUGGCAUCAGCGGAGGAGAUGAGGGGGAAGCUGUCAGGCAUGGCCCGGCAGCAGCUGCAGGGGUUCUUCUUGCGGGAGAAAGUGGUUACGCUGGGGGGUGUGCUCGUGCAACGCUACCUGGUGCUGACAGCAGCGGAUUUGGAAGAAUGGGGGUCAGACCCGGAGGUGUUCUAUCACGAGCAAGGAGCAGUGCAGUGGAAGGAUAAGCUGCGGCCCUGUGCUGAAGCACUGUUAUUGCUGCUUUUCGAGCAAUUCAAAGAGGUGCUAUCCCCGGCGCUCAUAGACAUGCUACGGCAGUGCAUAGAGGCAUGCCCCCCGCCUGCUUCCCCUGAUGCUGACGUGCCUGUCACCCCGGCUCUGCUGCUCAAAGACGCAUGCUACGAUGCCGUGGGGGUGGCGUGCUAUGAUCUACACGAUGUGGUGGACUUCAAGACGUGCGCUCCUACCAGACAUGGCGUGACGUCACUCCAACGCGCGAAUCCUGUGCAGGAGGGCAGCGUGGAUGGUGGGGCAGUGGGUGGGCAAGUCUUAGCACUCGAGUUGAAGCAAAAGUUUUCCCCCUCUCCUCACACCCUCCCACCCAGGUUCACCACUGCGCUUCUCCCGGACAUGGCAUGCCGCCAUCCCAACGCGCGCAUCCUGCGCAGGAGGGCAGCGUGGAUGGUGGGGCAGUGGGUGGGCAAGGUGGAGGGGGAGCUCUGCGUGCCAGCCUACCAGGCGCUCAUCUCCCUGCUGCCAGAUGAAGACCUGGUGGUGCAGCUCACAGCAGUCUCUUCUCUCCGCACACUCAUAGACGAUGUGCAUUUCUAUGAGGACCAAUUCGCUCCUUUUCUCGACACGGCCGUGCAGCUGCUCUUUCGAUGCCUGCAGCAGGUGUCGGAAUUUGAUUCGCAGCUGCAGAUAGUGAACGUGGUGUCUCUCAUCAUAGAGCGCAUGGGGGAAAAGAUCGUUCCUCUAGCUGACAAGAUUCUCUCAUGCUUGCCUCAAGUGUGGGAGCAAUCAGAGGGGCAACCGCUGCUCCGCAUUCAGGUCAUGCAGGCGUUGCAGCGGCUCAUCGUGUCUCUCGGCCCGCAGUCCCCUAUCUCCUACCCGCUGCUCUUCCCCAUCCUGCGAUACAGCACUGACAUUUCACAGCCGGAUGAGCUCAACAUGUUAGAAGACGGUUUGCAGGCCACACUGCGCCAUGCACCAGCCAUGGUGCCAGAGCUCAUGGCUCUCUUCGCCAACCUCGUGCCCAUCAUGGACCGCAGCUUUGAGCAUCUUCCGGUUGCAACGGCAAUAAUGGAGAGCUAUGUGCUGGUGGGAGGGCCGGCAUUCCUGCAACAGCACGCGGGGAGCCUCGUGACAAUGAUUGAUGCGGUGGUGGGGAACGUGAAGGAGAAGGCGAUGCUGCUGGUGGCGGGACUAGUCGACCUUAUCAUUCAGUGCUACCCAGCAGAAGCGCCUCCUGCCCUCGAGUCAGUACUUCAGAAACUGCUGCUGAUCAUCGUGGGACCAACGGAAUACUCUGACCUCGUUAGAGGCACAUGCGCUACAGUGCUCGCACGUGUGGUGCUGCAAAACAGCUCCUACUUCGCCCAGUUCAUAUCUGCCGACUCCACCCGCCACCUGCAGCAGCAGUCAGCAGCAAAGGGCAACGCUCCUCCCCUCGCCCUCUUCCUGGACGCUUGGUUGGAUAAGGUCGACUCUGUCUCAGUCCCGGCGAAACGAAAGCUGUCCACUCUGGCCCUCGCAGUGCUGUUGACAAUGCCAGAGCCACAGAUACUAGAGAGACUAGACCUCAUUCUCUCAGUCUGCACUGGCUCUCUGGGGGAGGACAAUCCCGACAACACGCCUCUGCUGCCAGAUAUCUCCACUGUUGGCUACGACUAUGCUUCAGUUUCAGAUUCCAUUCAAGGAGGGGAAGGAGCACCCGUGGAGUGCGAAGCACUGAGGCGGCGGCAAGUGGCAUCCAUAGACCCCGUGCAUCGGGUAGCAGUGGGGCCGUUUCUCAAGGAGAAACUGCAGGCGUGUGUGGCGGUGCAUGGGGAGCAGCUCUUUCAAGCCGCCAUGGCCCGCGUUCCCCCGCCUAUUGGCAAUCUCGCCGCAAGACACGGCAAGGCGAUCCCCCCAUCCAACGGUGCCGCUGCACCAGCAUCAAGGCUGCUCGUCUCGCCGUUAAGACACGUUAAUAAGAUGCAGAGAGUUGCGUCUUUUGUGCUCGUAGCAGUACUUCUGGUUGUCGGCUCACGCGAUGCUGAAGCACUCCAACCCCUAAGAAAUGAGCGACAGGGCCAGCGACGGAUUCUGUCGCAGGGCUCGUCAAAUUUCAUCAAGAAGCCGACGAUCUUCGUCAUCGCGAGCGGCAGCAGCGCGGAGUCGACUAUUCGGAACGCGAUAGCUCAAGCAAGCUCCAAAACAGCCAUGGUGGAGGUGACACUCAAGAAUGACAUCACGCUUACCAGUGGGUUCCCUGCCCUCGGGUUCGCUUCUGGAAUAAUAUUAAAAGGCGACUGCGAGAGCAGGAAAAAUAAAGUUUGCGUCGUCGACGGCAACAAGAAGUUUCGCAUAUUCUCGGGUAACUUCGCGUGCGGCAUCGUGCUGGAGAACCUGGUGGUGCAGCACGCGCUCAACGGCGUGCACGUGGGCGCCUGCCAGUUCGCUGCGCGCCGAGUCACCUUCCAGUACAACGUGGCGGAUAAGAGCUCCACUGGAGGGGCAGUUUUCAACUCUAGGGACAGCUCACCCACGGCUGGCUCGCCCCUGCAGUUCACCACGUGCGUCUUCCUCAACAACACCGCGGCCGGAAAUGGCGCCGUUAUCAACGUGGGGAGGGACCCAACGGGAGGGCCGGAUGUGAAAAUUGCGAAGUGCACUUUUAAUAAAAACUCGGCGGGAGGCAGCGGAGGCGCGAUUUAUUCCGAAGGGAGUGAGAUUUACCUGCGCCAGUCGACGUUUUCGCAGAACACCGCUGCGCGUGGCGGGGGUGCCAUCUUCACCACAAGCCCGAUCCUCACCUCCAUCGGGACGCGAUUCUCCGCCAACACAGUGGUGAACGGGCGGGGAGGAGCAAUCUCCAUGCAAGCGCAGGACGUGAAAGUCCAGUUCUGCAACUCCAACUUUCGGCGCAACAGGGCGCCGGUGUACCCGGUAUCGAAUGACAUGAACGCUGGGACAAGUAACGGCACGGUUACCGUGUGUGGCAGCACGGGACCCAGGAGAAUAAGGAAAACGCCUGCCUUGAAGGAAGUUCAGAGCUGCAGUGGCUGCACUGGCUGCUCUGGCGAUUGUAACGGCCGCGGCACCUGUGCUCUGGACUCAGAUCUCAACCCCUACUGCAAGUGCCAGAACCAGUUCGACCCGGCCAAAGCCUGCACUGUGUGCAAGCAGGGGUACACAAUCGAGUCCAAGUGUGUGGCCUGCGCCGAGGGGUUCUUUUCAGGGCAGAAGGGGCGCUGCAGCGUGUGUGGCAGCGUGGACAAGAUUCAAGAGCUUACGGGGGAGCUCUCCAAUCUCAAUAAUGCCACAAAAGCUGCUUCGGCCAAGCGGUGCCAGCAGAUGUGCCAGAGGGCGCAGUCACAGAGGAAGCAGUACCCGAACUACUGCAACCUCUGGGCCUUCGUUGAAAACAGUUACAAGGUUCCAUCCUGCCGAGGCAGCUGCUUACUUUUCGAUGACGAGUCGGAGUGCGGAGUCCGCAAUGUGACUCGAGAUGCGAGGAGGAACGUUGUCUACCAAUUCAUGGAGCCCAGCUUCCUUAACUGCGACUAG